CCCAGUUUAAUGACAAAAAUACCCCUCUUUAAUUUCCUACUCAUCCGUCACUACCACACGCCACCCCAAAAGGCCAGCCCUGUAAAUUCACAUUAAAAUCCAAUUCAGUGUAUCAGCUGCCAAACCAGAGAGAGAUAAGAGAUGGAAAGUCAGAGCCUCUCUCUAUGUUCACGAUAAGAUUGUCACUUAGAUUCCAUUCUGUUCCGAAUUUCCGAUCAAACUGGCCAGAAUCUUCGAACCCAUCUCGCCGGAAUCUAACCCACUUUGCUGUUACAAAAUGUGUUAACUCCAAAAACCAAUGAGAAACACAAAAAUGGGGGAAGAAGAGAAGGGACCCAAAGAAACAGAGCAAAGCCCAGACUUGCCGGAAUCUUCCGCCGGAGCAUCGAGUCUCCGGCGAGCCGUUGAGUCCAUAUCAUCUUUGAUCUCACUCUCUUUUUCCAUCAAAAUCUUCGCAGCGAAAUGGAAUACAAUAAGGACCAAGCUUGAAGAUUUGAACUCUGGCCUAGCGGCCGUACAAAACUGCGAAACAGAUGAAAAUCCAGUUCUUUUAGGCCUAGUGUCGAACAUAUCGGGCACGGUCAACGAGUGCCACGGUCUUGCUCGGCGCUGCGUCGAUCUUUCUUACAGCGGGAAGCUUCUGAUGCAGAGCGACUUGGAUAUGCUCUCUGCAAAACUCGAUCUUCACGCAAGAAACCUCACGGAGAUUUACAACGCCGGCGUUUUGACUCACAGGUUUGCGAUCGUCGUUUCGAGGCCUGGAAACGGAGCUUGCAGAGACGACAUGAGGUUCUAUGUGAGAGACUUGAUGACAAGAAUGAAGAUUGGGGGCGCAGAAAUGAAACGACAGGCUCUGCUUAAUUUGUAUGAGGCUGUGGUGGAAGACGACAGGUACGUGAAAGUCGUCGUGGAACAGAGUGACAUUGUGAACUUGUUGAUCAGCCUUCUUGAUUCGCAUGAGGCUGAAAUCCAAGAAUGGUCUGCGAAGGUUGUUUCUGUAAUUUCUGGGUUUGGUUCAUAUAAGGUUGUUCUCAUCGGAGCUGGGAUCAUAGCGCCAUUGAUUCGGGUGUUGGAGUGUGGGAGCGAGGUUGGGAAAGAAGGGGCUGCUAAGAGCUUGCAGAGACUGACUGAGAAUUCCGAUAAUGGGUGGUCGAUUUCAGCUCACGGCGGUGUCACAGCUCUGCUUAAAUUAUGUUCCGGUUGUGAAGGUGGUGAUGUGAGAGCAGAGUUGGUUGGUCCUGCUUGUGGGGCACUAAAAAAUCUUGUUGGGGUCGAAGAAAUAAAGAGAUUCAUGGUUGAAGAAGGUGUAAUUUCAACGUUUAUUGGGCUUACACGGUCGAAAGAUGAAGUUUUGCAGAUAAAUUCGAUUGAAUUUCUGCAAAAUAUAGCGUCUGGUGAUGAAGCAGUUCGUAGCAUGGUGGUGAAAGAGGGUGGAAUUCGAGCACUGGUUCGUGUCUUGGAGUACAGAUCAACUUGUUCUUGUAAAGUGAGGGAGAUAGCAUUAAGGGCAGUAGAGAAUUUGUGUUUCGGUAGCACAAGUUGUGUUAGUGUUUUGAUCAGGUAUGGCUUUGUGGAGCAACUUAUGUCCUUUCUUCGAAAUGGGGAGGCUUCAAUUCAAGAACUGGCGUUAAAAGUUGCAAUUAGAAUGUGUGCAAAAUCAGAGGAAGCCAAGAAAGCACUGGGGGGUGCAAAUUUUAUGACAGAGCUGGUUAAGUUUCUUGAUUCAAAGUCAUUUGAGGUUCGAGAAAUGGCGGCUGAGGCACUGUCGAACAUGGUCUCCAUCCCGAAAAAUCGAAAACGAUUCGUGCAGGAUGAUCGUAGUAUGGGCCUCCUUUUGCAGCGGCUUGACCCGAAGCAAGGAAACUCAGGUAACAAGAAGUUCUUGUUCUCCAUAUUAAUGUCAUUGACAAGUAGCAACAGCGGGAGGAGGAAGAUUGUGCAUUCGGGUUAUUUGAAAAACAUUGAGGAACUUGCAGAAGCAGAAGUUUCAGAUGCCAAGAGACUUGUGAAGAAGUUGUCAACAAACAGAUUCCGCAGUAUGUUGAGUGGAAUCUGGCAUUCUUGAACCAAUGUAGCUUCGGAAGGAGCACAUGGGAAAACCAUGGAUGGGCAUGUGAGUAGAGGCAGCCAUGGUCUACUUCAUCUAACCUUUGUGAAGAGAGAAAGAUGGUGAUAGAUGAAGUCUCCUUACUGUGUUUGCUUCUUUUUUU
Prunus avium (sweet cherry) is the source of this 2210-nucleotide messenger RNA. RefSeq names its product ARM repeat superfamily protein. The record is from RefSeq and is a predicted model, not a curated record. Gene Ontology annotation, molecular function: protein binding. NCBI's taxonomy places the organism in Eukaryota, Viridiplantae, Streptophyta, Magnoliopsida, Rosales, Rosaceae.